Talaromyces rugulosus is the source of this 1059-nucleotide messenger RNA. RefSeq lists its product as uncharacterized. The record is from RefSeq and is a predicted model, not a curated record. The transcript is spliced from 3 exons. Lineage: Eukaryota; Fungi; Ascomycota; Eurotiomycetes; Eurotiales; Trichocomaceae. The coding region runs from base 1 to 1059 and encodes 352 amino acids.
AUGUUUAGCUUUACGUCCAAUUUUCCCAAAGAAGGAGAGCUCCUCGGAAUGCUUUGGCCCGUUUGGGAGGAAUUGGAAGAGCUAUUACAUUUUGACCAGCUUCCUCCGUUUGUCCGGUUACACUAUGGCAGUCUUCCUACCGCAGUCCAGGACGCAGAAACGCGCGAAGAACCCGGGGAUCAACCUUUGGGUCUAGAAGAGCUUUAUGAGGAAGAUUCGGAAGGUUCGGCUGAUUUUUAUCCAGAGCCUGGCGAAGAGGCUCAGGGGGACUCCCCCGAAGAUGCCCAUGGGGAUUUUUCGGCCAGUGGACUGGUCAUCGCAGAAAGAAUACAGAAGAAUUUACAAAAGGCUGACAAUUGGAACGUGCAGCAUCCUUCGAUUGUGCUUCCAAGCUUAGGGCAGGUGGAUAGGAUCAAGCUCCUAGAUCAUAUGAUCUUCAAGGCCAAAGAAAUACAUCGAUACGAGGGGUUUUUUCAGCAGGUUGGAGAGAACAAAGUGAAGGAAAUCUUAGACUCUCUUCUGCCUCGAAAAAUCAAAGAUCUCUGUCAAAGGGGGGUCAUUCAUAAACAAAGUAUCCUGGAUCUCAAAGAGGAUCUACGCGAUCCCGCAUCAUCGAAGGACCCUGGACCUCCAGAGACAAGACGUCAAUGGGAUGAAAUGGCUGCUGGAGUUGGCAGAGAGACAUUUGAGACCUUUCUUCGUUCACCGGAUCCAGAAAUCCGGCAGUGGGCCAAAAGCAUGAGAGAUGGAUUUUUAUCUCUUCGUGAUUCUCCUGACGGAAAAUUACGCGGAUACUUUGCAAAGCAAUUCGAGAGGUUCCUGGAAGCAGGCCAUAGGGCACAAGAGCAAAACGUAAUCGAUAAAUGGAAGAAGGUCCUAGAAGAAGGAGAGGAGUUCACUGUCAAGAAAUCUGGAGAAUUUAAACCCGGCAAAUUUUACCCCAAAUCUUACCUCACUAAAGGCGCAUUUCUAUUCAGAAUACACCAAAAGCUACACCUUGGAAUCGUUGAAGGAGAGAAUGUCAUGUUGAAGCUUAGUUUGACCAAGGCGUUAUUAUAA